AUGCCGCCCCAGACACCGACGCCGAUCCUGAAGGAGGUUGUUGUGGCAGCAUGGCGAAACAAUGCGGACGAUCUAUGCGGUCUUGGAUGCGCGACUCCUUUCAACGAACAGGAUCCCAAUCUAAUGUUCACGGUAUUGCUUGAUGAACGCAAGGAAUGCAUAUUUGCAAGAUUGGGGUUGUCUGUUAUGGUCAAAGGAGGAGGCAGCCGCAAGCAGAGAUGUUUUGACUUCGUGGUGCCCCUUCACGCGUGUAGUGCCGAUGGCCCGUCAAUCAACUAUAACACCGUCAAUGUUUCUGAAAUCGAGGACGAGUCCAUCAAAGCCGCCAUCAGCGCUGCGCGAUUGCCUAAAUCUGGUCAACUCAUUCGCGUCAACUUUAUUCUUAGCCAGCACGGUGAGGUAGUUACACCUUGGAAAGAAGAAGCCCGUUUCUCAACCUGCUCCGACACUUCGCUCGACCUUCUGUGCGGUCUCUUCUCCCUCUCCGACUCGAGAGAGUUCGACCUCUACAUGUGCCCGAGCGGGUAUGCUCGAGCCGGCUUGACCACCAUCAAGAAUUUGCUGCAGGGAGAGCUUCAAGAGUGGUCCCCGAAAGCAACGGGUGUUUACGGAGGUCGGAACGUGAUGACAGUCGAUCGGGAACACGUCGAAAGUGGUCGGAAGCCUCGAAACCGUCAGAAAACCCGAACCACGACUAGUGCUGUCGAGCAUAACUCCGUAUUAAUGGAGGAGCCUCCGCCAUAUGAUCCAGCCAAGACUCAUGUACCACGAUCACCACCCCCAGACAUCUUCCAACGCCUCGCAUCUCCUACCAAUUCUUUCUUGGCCGAAGAUUCAGCCCUCUCCGACCCUGGAUCCAUUCCUGAAAAGGGCAAUCGCAAGGGCAAACGUAAACGCUCAGACGAGGAGCGGGAAGCUGUUAGACAGGCUCUCACUUGCCGCCUUGAAAAGUGGCUUUGCCUUGCUUUUAGGGAAAACGACCGCGUAUACGAACACGUCAUCCUCAAGCCAUUCUUCGAUGAGACGGCUCCAACCUGCGUUGACGAGUGUGACACUGACAAAUUCAACGUCGGCAUCGCCUUUGCAACCGCAGUACUCGCCUGCGACCCGCAUGGUAACUGCGAUUUGUACUGGGACCAUAAAGAAAGAUUCUUCGAGAUCGUGGACGACAUGCGAGCCCUGAUUCUGUGGUCUUUGCAACGAAAUGAGAGUAGCGAAAUUCUCCCAUGGCGUAAACUCAUGGACAUGGGCGAAGCCGCCCGGACCCUGUUGCGAACCGGCGAGCGGGAUGGAUAUGAUACGAUCAAGGCUCAGAUCACCGCUAGAUGCGUUCUGGAGGGGCCCGUACGAUAG
Messenger RNA from Lasiodiplodia theobromae, 1353 nucleotides. Its product is annotated as putative lim domain-containing serine threonine-protein kinase. The record is from RefSeq and is a predicted model, not a curated record. The coding region runs from base 1 to 1353 and encodes 450 amino acids. Lineage: Eukaryota; Fungi; Ascomycota; Dothideomycetes; Botryosphaeriales; Botryosphaeriaceae. The transcript has a single exon.